This is a messenger RNA of Pyrenophora tritici-repentis Pt-1C-BFP, 795 nucleotides long. The record is from RefSeq and is a predicted model, not a curated record. Lineage: Eukaryota; Fungi; Ascomycota; Dothideomycetes; Pleosporales; Pleosporaceae.
AUGGGAAAACGCAAGCCCCACCGCGCCGGACGACCCCAAAAGAAUCUUCCGACCACAGAGGCAGACCAAGCAAACGGUAUAAUCUACUUCUACAUGCCCGACGAGCCACCAUACGGAGUAUCCUGUCAGUGGCACGCAAGCCCCUUCAGCAUACCCACCUCCUCGCUCCAAUGGCUCAUCGACACAGCGCCAGCGCCGGUAUCACCACCAUCACCUCCUCCAGAACCAACGCCGACACCAGCAUCAAACAAAGGAAAACAAGCGAUCCCUCAAGUCCCCCAACCCCCCCUAACCGCCGGACAAAUCCUUUCCACCCACACAACCAGUAUCCCAUUCACCACCGCGGAACAGUCCUACAUGUACCUAAAAUCCCUCUUCUUCUCGGAAUCCUUCACCUGCACGCGCAUCCUAAGCACCGACGAUCCUAAGGUCUGCAAGAAGCUCGGUUCCUCCGUCCCGAACUUCUCGCAAUGGCAUUGGGAUCGCGUCAAGGAGCGCGUCGCACGCGUGGUGAAUUGGUACAAGUAUACAGAUCCGCGGAAUGAGGCGAUGAAGAGCGUGUUAUUGAUGACCGGGGAGAGGGAGUUGGCGGAGGCGAGCCCGAGGGAUAGGAUUUGGGGAAUUGGGUUUAGGAAGGAGAAGGCGGAGGAGAAGAGGGCGGAGUGGGGGAGAAUCUUUUUUGGGGGGGGUUGUUGUGGUGGCGGUGAGGGAGAGGGUAAGGGAGUGGCACGAGAGGGAGAUGAGGGGGGAGGUAGUGGGGUGGGAGUGGGAUGGGGAGCGAAGAAGGAGCGAUAG